AUGGCAACAGAUGGAGUAGUAUCAGAAAAUGACUCUAGUUCUUCAGAGUUCAGGAUUGUGCUUCUGGGACCCAAUAGAGCUGAGAAGACUUCAGUGGGAAACACCAUUCUGGGUGAAGAGAAGUUUAAUCUGCAGACAGCUGCUCAGUGUGUGAAGAAAGAGGGAGAAGUUGGAGGAAGACAUGUUACUGUAGUGGACACUCCAGGAUGGUGGAGUGGUCAUCACACGGAGUAUACCUUAAAUCAAAUUAAAGAAGAGAUCACUCUCAGUGGGUCGCUAUGUGCACCAGGACCCCACGCUUUUCUUCUGGUCCUACCCAUACAAACAGUGUACAGAGAAAAAAACAGAGCGGAGGUAGAGGAACAUAUGAGGCUUCUUGGUGAGGGAGUCUGGAAUCACACUCUAGUACUUUUCACUAAAGGGGACUCAUUAGGAGAAAGGACCAUUGAGCAGUACAUUGAGAGUAAAGGAAGAGCCCUCCAGUGGCUUAUUAAGAAAUGUGGGAACAGGUAUCAUGUUUUCAACAACAUGAACAGAGCUGAUGACUCUCAGGUCACUGAACUGAUGGAGAAGAUAGAGAAGAUGGUGGCAGUAAACAGUGGUCUUCAUUAUGAAAUAGAAAAGAAGGGAUUGCAUGAAAGAGGAGAGCAAAACAUGGGAAGAGAAGAAGAAUUGCCAUCAGAUGAGGGGAUAGAUCUUACUAGAAAAAAAGAAGAAUUGGAUAUAAUGCAGACUGGGAAAAGAACAGUAACAGUGGACAACGAUUCACCGAAGUCUAGAAGACCAGAUUGCAUUCCUGAUAAAAAUCAUUCCAGGUUUCCAGAUUUGAGGAUUGUUCUUCUGGGAUCUAAAGAGGCAGGGAAGACUUCGGCUGGGAACACGAUUCUGGGUGAAGAGGUCUUCAACCCAGGGACAACUCCUCAGUGUGUGAAGAAAGAAGGAGAAGUGGCAGGAAGACAUGUUACUGUAGUGGACACUCCAGGUUGGAGUAGUUACCUCCGUGUAAAACACACCACAGAUGAAGAUAAACAAGAGACUUCUCUCAGUGGGUCUCUGUGCUCACCAGGACCCCACGCUUUUCUUCUGAUCAUUCCUGUAAAAAUCUUAUACACAAAAACACAGAGAGCAGUGGUAGAGGAACAUAUGAAGCUUCUUGGUGAGGGAGUCUGGAAUCACACUUUAGUACUUUUCACUAAAGGGGACUCAUUAAGAGAAAGGACCAUUGAGCAGUACAUUGAGAGUAAAGGAAGAGCCCUCCAGUGGCUUAUUAAGAAAUGUGGGAACAGGUAUCAUGUUUUCAACAACAUGAACAGAGCUGAUGACUCUCAGGUCAGUGAACUGAUGGAGAAGAUAGAGAAGAUGGUGGCAGUAAACAGUGGUCUUCAUUAUGAAAUAGAAAAGAAGGGAUUGCAUGAAACAGUAGAGCAAAACGUGGGAAGAGAAGAAGAAUUGCCACCAGAUGAGGGGAUAGAUCUUACUGGAAAAAAAGAAGAAUUGGAUAUAAUGCAGACUGGGAAAAGAACGGUAACAGUGGGCAACGAUUCACCGAAGUCUAGGAGACCGGAUUGCAUUCCUCAUAUGGGUGGAGAAAAUACAUCUAUGAGAUAUACAACUAUGUCUGAAUCACAGAUGUCUCUGGACUCAACCACAAGCUCGGGGUACGGCUCAGAAAAUAACUCCAGUUGUCCAGAGUUCAGGAUUGUGCUUCUGGGAUUUAAAGAAGCCGGGAAGACGUCUGCUGGGAACACCAUUCUGGGCAAAGAGGAGUUUAACCUGGGGAGAACUCCUCAGUGUGUGAAGAGAGAGGGUGAAGUCGCAGGAAGACAUGUAACUGUAGUGGACACUCCUGGAUGGUGGAGUAAUUUGCCUGUAGAGUGUACCUCACUGCAAGAUAAACGUGGGAUUGUUCUCGGUGGGUCUCUGUGCCCACCAGGCCCCCACGUUUUUCUUCUGGUCGUUCCUGUGCGACUCUCGUACUCGGAACAAAAGAGGGCGGUGCUAGAGGAACACCUGGAGCUCCUGGGUGACGGGGUCUGGAAACACAUCCUGGUACUGUUUAGUUUUGGGGACUGGCUUGAAGAUGUAACUAUAGAGAAGCAUAUAGAAGCUGAGGCGACAGCACUUCAGCGGCUUAUUGAGAAAUGUGGGAACAGGUAUCAUGUUUUCAACAACAUGAACAGAGCUGAUGACUCUCAAGUCACUGAACUGAUGGAGAAGAUAGAGAAGAUGGUGGCAGGAAACAAUGGUCUUCAUUACAAAAUAGAAAACCAGUGA
Chanos chanos (milkfish) is the source of this 2274-nucleotide messenger RNA. Its product is annotated as GTPase IMAP family member 8-like. Gene Ontology annotation, molecular function: GTP binding. NCBI's taxonomy places the organism in Eukaryota, Metazoa, Chordata, Actinopteri, Gonorynchiformes, Chanidae. The transcript has 5 exons. The coding region runs from base 1 to 2274 and encodes 757 amino acids. The record is from RefSeq and is a predicted model, not a curated record.